This is a messenger RNA of Amoebophrya sp. A25, 4569 nucleotides long. The record is from the annotation of a GenBank genome assembly. Lineage: Eukaryota; Dinophyceae; Syndiniales; Amoebophryaceae.
UGCGUAUGGCUGGCACCACAAGCAAUCAAGAAAAAGGAACAUGACCUCUUCCGGUGAGCAUUGAAGCCUUUCUUCAGAAAGGGUGAUAAGAGUGCUACAAAGACACUCCUCGUGUCUGCAGCUUGCUUUUGCAGCUGCAAGCACAGGCAGCCAUGGCGGCGGACGGGGAGACGAGUGACGUCGACUUAAGCGACGACGAUGUGGAGUAUCUUGAUCCGAAGCAAUGCCGACAGCGGCUAUUGCUUCUUCUCGAUGAUCGGACUCGCCGAUUGCGAUUCGAGGAGCGACUGUUGCUCAAGGUGAAGACUAUGAGCGACAGCCUCGCGGAGAAGAGGGACAAUGUCGAAUCACUCUAUCGUGCUUUAGAAACGGAAAGGGCGAAAGUCGAGAAUGAGACGCUUGCCAGACAAGCGGAGAAGGCGAAGCGCUUCGGGGAGAUGGAUCGCAAUAUCCGGUCAUACUUGACCGAAGUAAUAUUUAAGUCUUCCGCAGAGCCAGCGUCGAGCUCAGGUGGUGGUGGCGGACAGAUUGUUUCUUCGGGUGGAGAUCCGCCGCUGCGGACGUUGCUUGUGAGCUAUUUCAAGCCAGGAAGCAGUGAACGCUGCGAUCUGAGGUAUAGAAUCGAUGACGAGAGCACCGUACGACAGAUGCGUGCUGAUGCUUGCCGCUACUGGCAAUUGUCGGAAAGCCAAUUCGUUUUGCGCAUGUCCAAUGGCUCGAAACUGCAAGAGGACAUGCGGAUGCUCAAUGUAUUUAAAGAUGGGGAAAUAGCGCAGCUGUUUCUGCUUCCGCGGGUGCAAACAAACACGGUCGUGUCCGAGGCGGAAAAAAAAUUAUGAUGAAAGGGCUGAGGGGAAAUAGAGGAUUUUCACGGGUAGGAAACUCCUUUGUUGGUAUUGCAAAAUACCAGCGUGUUAAAUUAUCCCUACGGUGCGGCAAUGAAAUGUAGCUCAGAGAUCUUUCCUUAUGGGGUCAAGACAGCUUAUUUUUGGCCUUUUUCAUACCAAGCCAUUCUUCCGAAGUCUGGGAAGUUUCGACGGACCGGGAACACAUUGGGUGAUAGGGAAAUGAUGGCCGGCAUAGGAGUAACUCCAGAACAGGAGCUGCGGAAGUGUGGCGGCGCGAGUUUGUUGGUACGCACCAAGGAACAGAAGCCAAGCGAGUACUUGACACGCAUUCGCUUCCGAGAUAUUGUUGUGUAUUUGGUGCUAACGUUAGCUUGGUGGUGGCUCGUGCUUUCCGGCCAGCGGUGGCCAGGACAGGCCUAUCCGCUAGUCGACGACAUAGGCAGGGUUUUGGGCCAUGAAGACUUCAUGCGCAUCAACAGCACAAGGGAAGCACUAGUAUGGUGGCAGAGAAGUUACCAAAAGUAUUUGACGCCCCCGUUCACGACCUUCAACAUAGCAUACGGAUUCCUUCGGCUACGGCAACAGAAAGUGACAUGGGAAACGUGUCCCGCUCCAGUUUUGCUCUUAGAUAUAUGGCAAAAGAAAGAUUAGCAAGCAUUCUGAUGAACAGAAGAAGUGCGGUGGAGUUAUAGAAAUUGUGAGUUCGACGUAGAGACACGAGAUACAACGAGUGCAACGUCGGACGUACAGUACCUAGCCUUGUACGAGUCUACUAAGAUAAUUUUAUAGUACCUACAAGUCAAGUCCAAGUUGGUAAGCAUGCGUUGCAACAUUCACCGCGGUUCUUUGUAGUCUUUCAAUGUAAACAGUCGGGCUGCUCAACGGCAGAAAAUGCACAGAUGACGGCGCUACUGAAACUGGCGCAUUAAGUCCCGUACUGGAGGCAUACUGGAACUUGCAAGAUUCGCACAGUCGCAGCAAAGGAGGAAACUACGGGCGGGGAAUAGUACUGAAGGGUUCUGAAGACAUCACAAUACUCUUGGAUGCGUAAUAAGAUUUCUUUGUUAUUGUUGUUUAUGACUGUGACCGCUUCGCGCUUCUCUGUUUUUGAUCUGGUUUUACCUUUUGCAUUUCAUAAUUUCUUAAAUGAUCAGCAUCACAAUUGAAGAUUAUAUCGAAUUUCGCAUGAUAACUUCAGACGAAGCCGUACUUACAUCAGUCGGAUGGUCGGCUCGGGUCGCUGACAGGGAGCUCCGGCAAGACAUACGAUGGUAGUGGCUACGCUGUCGACUAUGACCUGAUGUUUGAUGCGUCACAGGUUGCUACCUCCAUUGAGCAGGAUAUAGUAGCGCUUCAUAAUGCCGAGUGGCUGGAUGCGCGCACGAGGCUAGUGACGUGGUCACUCACUGUAUACAGUAUGAAAGGAGUGUGAUAUAUGUAGAUCGAUUACUUUUUUGGCGAGUCAGCGUCGGUGUAUGGAAAGCGGUCCAUUAAUGUCCGUGGGAUCGGUCGAAACUACAUCAAAAUGAGAAGUAUUCUACUGUUGAAGAGCAACGAUUCCAAGAAGGCACUAGUGCUGCAGCACGGAUAAGUCCUCAUAUCUUCUACAACUAUUUAUCCCUGGUGGUGACAUAUCUUAUCGAUAUCAGUUCCCACGCACCUAGAGAUAAAAAGGACUUGCCAAAAGUAGUUCGCUCGAUCUUUUUAAGCCGUAUCCUCACUACGAUCUAUUCCUGAGCCUGGACUACAUUUUGGAGACGCCAUUAGGUGGACAGCCGAUGCCGCGAAUUCAAGCCCUGCCUUUCCGUCCGAACACACGCGAGACUGUGGUCGAAAACUCUGAAGCCUUGACUUUUCAUAUCCGACUACUCUGCGCCCUCUACAUCCUCUGCAGCGUCAUCACGAUGGAGGUGCUUUUUUGAAGAUAUUGAUUAUGAAUGCUCCGUUAUCUUCAGUUACGUUUACUUACUAUUGGGUCUUCUUUUUUCACCUGUUCAGAGAAAGCAAGGGUCUUCGAUUCUCCUCGACUUCUAGGUAGCUGCGCGAGAACGUGUCUACAAGGCGGGGGGAAAGUAUCUUUUCACGCUGUUGGGAAUAGCGGACCAGCUGAUUGUGGUGACAGCCAUUUUUUCAUAUUUUUUUCAGCUCGUUGCCUUCGGUCAGGAAUCAACCUUGGAUGUAAUGCGACCGGGAAAGACUGAGUUCCGACACUACGCAACUUACGGAGAAUCGUAUCAUCUUGGGGCUGUCGCAAAUUUUUGGAUCCAUGAACUUUGUUUUUCAGGGCUGCAUUGUUGCUUUAAUUUACUACCAACUUUUGAAUAUUCUUUCAUUCCUAUCAUGAACGUUGACAGGUACUGGGCUGCGUUCCAGGUGGACGGAGUGAUGAUUGCGUACUUGAUGCUUCGACUGAGUCGAUACUUCACGAUUUUGCGUCGUGUCUGGUUUCUCUGGCAAACGCUUGGGCGUCUAACUUUCAAGCUCGCUUACUUCAUCGCUCUGUCAGUAGUUUAUGCUGCGACAAGACACAAGAAUUUUACAAAUGAUUCCAACUUUCAGAGCUUCACUGCAUUAAAAUAUACACGAUCUUAAGAUGUUGUGAACAAGUUGUACUGACUAGGACAUGUUUUCAUUUCUUUUUGGUCGCGUUUUGGACGAAGCUUGGGCACACGAUAUUCGGUCAAGUUUACGGUGAUAGUCACUGGGUAGAUCUUCGUGCCUCCUUCCUCAGUGUGAUGCGGUUGCUUCGUGGAGACGGGAACUUUUUGUGGCUUCCAACUUUUGAUCCGGCAAUAGCAACUUCCAGGGCGCCAACGUUCUACAUUUGGGCAAGUGUCUACGGGGUCUGCUACUAUUUGACGAUGGUUCUCGUCAUCCAGAAAAUCUUCACCGCAAUUAUAGUUUUAUGGUUUCGGGAAGAUUCAAAUUUGGAUUCCUCUGAUAAGCAGUUCUCGCUUCAAGAAGAAAUACCACAAGUAUCGUUUUCUAGUUUAGAAGGAUCGCUUUGAUCUUUCUAUGGUCACUAGCACUACGGGAAUUUAGCAUUACUAGACUUCUCACGAAGAGAAUAAACGUAUAUGAAUGUUGUAUCAAGAAAUCUUAAUCUCUUCGCUAGACCUAGACUACGUCUAAUGCGGGAGCAGUUUCUGCUGGUGAAGCUAUGUUGGGAUCCGAGACCACAGACUCCGUGGGACCCCAGACGGACGCUGCAAUGGGCCACGCCACCUCUUCUAUUCGAAUCUGCCGGCAACCUCUUAGCAAAAGCGCAGGCAUAUUCUGCCAAGAAGGCUGCUUGAUAUAGCACGAGCUUAUGCAAAGUUUGACAAUUAUGUGAGAACUCCAUGUUUGACAGUGUCAGAACGCCAUGUUUGAUAAUCUGGGAGGAACGCCAUGUUUGACAGUGUGAGAACGCCAUGCAGCUUGGCUGUGUGAGAACGCCAUGUUUGAGUUUAGUUUCGAUUGACUGUUUGAGAACGCCGUUUUAACUGAUGGUGAGACUGUUAGCGCCAUGCUUGAGUUUGAUUCGAUUGACUGUGUCAUAACAUCAAGCUACCUCUGUGUAUAAUGCUAGCUCUGACUCCUUUUGUAUUUUCCAUCGUAGCUGCCUCUGCUGUCUGAGAAAGAAACUGCCUGUGAUUCUUAGUCGUUUUGUAGGCCAGACAUUUAAAAAAUUUCUGUAAUGAGAUCGCAAAGGAAAUGCGGUAGUUCCCACUGACUCCCG